CUGUUCCAAUGAGUUGAACUGGGUAGCCCCUAUAUAUACGUACUUCCCAGUAACAAAGAAACAUAAUAGACUCUGCUCACAAAAAGAAGGUAAUGGAGUCAUCACCAAAGUUGAAGCUGAAGCUCGUGGUCGACAAGAGCAAGCGAAGAGUGGUUUUUGCCGAAGCAGGAAAAGACUUUGUGGACUUCCUCUUCCACGUCCAAGCCUUACCGAUCGGGACUCUCGCGCGCAUUCUAGCCGGGAAAGCCGACUCCAUGGACGGCAGCUUAGGCAAUCUUUACAAGAGCAUUGAGGGCUUGGAGGAUAUGUACUUCAUGAUGCCCCGCCACAAGCAGAACCUCUUGAAGCCCAAGUUCCCCAACUGUGGUUCAAACAUCACAUUCCCGUUCACUCUUUUAUUGCCUAGUGAUUCACCAUCUUCAUCACGCCAACCCCACUGUUACUUGUGCCCGACUAAGGAUUGUACUUAUCGUUACUGUAAAAAGGUCACUGACGACCCUUCUGUGAAAUGUCCUUUGUGUGACUCUGUCAUGGACCGAAGAGUGGAUUUCAUCAAAUUGCCAACCGGGGAGACUGGUUACGUGAAUGAGCUGGUGAAGUAUGUGGUGAUGGAUGAUCUGGUGGUGAAACCGAUGACUAUUGACUCAUGCAUCGCCAUGUUGAAGGACAAGUCUGCAAUGUUUGAGGACAAGUUUGUUGAUUUUGGGGUGGAUGAGGGAAAAUUCCUGUUGGAGGCAUUGUUGCAGUCCAAGACAGUUCUAAGCGAUGUCUUCCUUGGCAAGAAAGGCCGAAACGAUGUUGCUACAAUCACUCCCUUGUUUUACAGACCCUAG
This is a messenger RNA of Syzygium oleosum, 833 nucleotides long. RefSeq lists its product as uncharacterized. Bases 93 to 833 code for a protein of 246 amino acids. The record is from RefSeq and is a predicted model, not a curated record. The transcript is spliced from 2 exons. Lineage: Eukaryota; Viridiplantae; Streptophyta; Magnoliopsida; Myrtales; Myrtaceae.